Molecule: messenger RNA, 894 nt
Organism: Lodderomyces pseudojiufengensis
Lineage: Eukaryota; Fungi; Ascomycota; Pichiomycetes; Serinales; Debaryomycetaceae
Product: putative ATP-dependent kinase
Exons: 1
Coding region: 1-894 (297 amino acids)
Cellular component (GO): cytoplasm
Source: RefSeq, a predicted model, not a curated record
AUGAAUACAACUUUAAAUGUAUCAAUUAAAUUCAUAUCUAAUAUAAUCAAUAGUUACAAUUUCCCCAAUGCAACUAAGCCAUUAUUCAUUGGAGUUAAUGGUCCACAAGGUUCAGGCAAAACUUACUUGACUUUAAAUUUAACUAAUAAAUUACAACUACAAUAUUCAAACUUGAAUAUCAUUAGUUUUCUGAUUGAUGAUUUUUAUUUGACUUAUGAUGAUCAAUCAAAACUUACUCAAUUGGCAAAGCUAGAUGGGAAUAAGUUGCUACAAGGGAGAGGAUUGCCUGGUACUCAUGAUUUGUCGUUACUAAAUACUCUUUUGGAGAAAUUAGUUGAGAAUUAUAAGAAUAACAAGUGGGAGACUGUACAUUUGCCUUUUUAUGACAAAUCCUUACACGAGGGCCUUGGAGAUCGACUGGAAAAAGACAAAAUAAGUUUAGACAAACCAAUUGACGUGAUACUAUUUGAAGGUUGGUUCAAUGGAUUUAUGCCAUUGGAUUUUGAUCAAUUAAGGUUAAACUAUUUCACGCAAACACCAAGUUCCAUCCUACAACAACACCCGCUACAUUUUGUGGAAGAUAUCAAUAAGAAACUUAUUCAAUAUGUUAAAGUAUGGAAGUAUUGUCAAUAUUUUAUAAUAAUAAAAUCAGAUUCAAUCGAAAAUGUCUAUAAAUGGAGACUUGAACAAGAACAUGAGUUAAUUAAACUUAAAGGUAUUGGAAUGUCAGAUGAUCAAGUGGUGAAAUUUGUCAAUAGGUAUAUGCCUAUUUAUAUUUUAUAUUAUGGUAACUUGGUUGCAAAUGGAUCAGAUUUUGUUAAAGAAAAUUUAAUUUUAAAUAUUGGUAUAAAUCGGAACUUACUAUCUUAUAGGACCAUUGAAACAAAUACUUAG